AUGGCAAGGAAAUUAGACAUCAAAGUUCCCUAUGAUUCUCCUGUCCUGCAAGAGAUUUAUGCCAGUAGAAAUUUAAAGCUGACAAGGAUACCCAAGGACAUCAUGCACAAUGUGCCCACAACGCUACUCCAUAGCUUGGAAGGAAUGCCAGACCUGGACUGGAAAAGACUUCUAAAAUUGCAGUGCCGAGAUGGGUCAUUCUUGUUCUCCCCAUCCUCCACUGCCUUCGCACUCAGUCAAACUAAAGAUAAGAACUGCUUGGAAUAUUUAAAUAAGACGGUCCAAAGAUUCAAAGGGGGAGUUAACCAUUUCUCAGUCCCCAAUGUCUAUCCGGUUGACUUAUUUGAGAAAAUCUGGGCUGUGGAUCGCUUGCAGCGUCUGGGAAUCUCAAGAUAUUUCGUGCCAGAGAUCAAUGAAUGUCUGGAUUAUAUUCAUAGAUAUUGGACUGAAGAUGGCAUUUGCUGGGCGAGAAAUUCUAAGGUCCAUGAUAUUGAUGACACAUCCAUGGGAUUCAGGUUACUUAGAUUGAAUGGACACCAGGUUUCAGCCGAUGUGUUCAAGCGUUUUGAGAAAGGCGGUGAAUUUUUCUGCUUUGCGGGGCAGUCAACAGCGGCUGUUACAGGAAUGCUCAACCUGUAUAGGGCUUCUCAGGUUCUGUUUCCAGGAGAGAAGAUCCUUGAGGAUGCCAAGGAAUAUUCUUCUCAAUUCCUAAGGGAAAAGCAAGCUGCUAACGAACUUCUAGAUAAAUGGAUUAUAACGAAGGACUUACCUGGAGAGGUGGGUUUUGCAUUGGAGAUUCCAUGGUAUGCGAUCUUGCCUCGAGUGGAGUCGAGAUUCUACCUAGAACAGUAUGGUGGAGAAGAUGACGUGUGGAUUGGGAAGACCCUUUACAGGUGGUAUGAAGAAUGUGACCUAAGAGAUUUUGGGAUAAGCAGAAGAACCCUUCUCUUUUCUUACUUUCUGGCAGCAUCCAGUAUCUUUGAGCCGGAAAGGUCUAAAGAGCGACUUGCAUGGGCUUCCACUACAAUCUUGCUAGAGAUCAUUGGCUCUUAUUUCGACGACAAUGAUGGCAAUUCUAGUGAGCAGAGGAGAGCUUUCAUCCAUGAAUUCCGUAACGGUAUUAGCAUAAAUGCAAGGAGGUCGGGAGCAAAGAGGACAAGGCAGGAACUCCUUAAGAUGCUGCUUGAAACCCUAAAUCAGCUCUCUUUUGGCGCAUUGAUUGUUCAUGGUCGAGACAUUAGCCACAGUUUACGUCAUGCUUGGGAUAAGUGGCUCGUGAGGUGGGAAUUGGAAGGAGAUAGACGCCAAGGGGAAGCAGAACUACUGGUGCAAACAAUAAAUCUCACCGCUGGCUAUUUGGUCUCUGACGAGGAGCUCGUGGCCCAUCAUUCUCAAUAUGAACAACUCGCCGACCUGACAAACAGUAUUGGCUCUCAACUUUGUCAUUGCAAGAAGAACAAGGUACAUGACAAUGGAAGCUACAGUGCUGUUACCAGUAGUACUGACAGAAUCACAACUCCAGAAAUAGAAUCUGACAUGCAAGAACUGGUGCAGUUAGUAGUCCAAAAUUCCUCGGAUGGAAUAGAUUCUAAUAUCAAACAAACAUUUCUUCAAGUAGCGAAGAGUUUUUACUAUUCUGCAAUCUGUGAUCCUGGGACGAUCAACUACCACAUAGCUAAAGUACUCUUUGAAAGAGUGGCCUAA
Molecule: messenger RNA, 1704 nt
Organism: Dovyalis caffra
Lineage: Eukaryota; Viridiplantae; Streptophyta; Magnoliopsida; Malpighiales; Salicaceae
Source: the annotation of a GenBank genome assembly